GCUCUGAAAACCCAGAAGACUUUGGUUCAGUUGUGAUCCUUACUGAAGAUGAUCAGCAAGAGAUUGGAGGGCUGAUCAACUCUGAUGGUGAAGAAGUGGAUUUCUCAGAUCUGAGCUGGUUACGUUGCUGUUGAUAUCCUAAAGCUGUCUCUCCAGAGAGUCUCUUCCUCCACGGUAAGACAGAUGCCAGCUUCACUGACAGAACUUAUUGUACGGUCCAAAUGAGGACCAUCUUCAGCAGCUACAUUCGAAGGACGUGGAGCUGGAAUCUGUGUGCAGGAUGAAAGCUCAUUGGAGAGGCUACUGACUCUAUUGUUUAAUUUUUUAGUUAUUUGGGAACUGUUUCAAAAUUAAAUAUUGGCAGUUACCUCGCCCAGUCAGCUUUAUAGACAACAUCUGGUAACCUGAUUUCUGAAGUGCUUAUAAGCAUGGUGUUAGUUGUUCACACAGAUUCUUGGUUGCUGAUCUGUUCUUUGUGUUUCCACAGGAGUGAGUGCCAUCCCUGGCGCCAUACCUGCAGAUGCUCCCUCAAAGACAUUUGGUCCAAGCGAGAAUGAAAAACCGCCUUCUCUUCACACCUGCUCAGUAUGUGGAAAAGACUUUCCUUAUGCCUCUAAGCUUCAGCGUCACCUACGUACUCACUCGGGAGAGAGGCCUUUCCCGUGCUCCAUGUGUGAGAAGAGAUUUCCAGAAAAGGGGCUUCUCAUGAUCCAUGAAAGGGUUCACACUGGGGAAAAGCCAUUCCCUUGCACUUUCUGUGAGAAAAGAUUUGCCAGUCAGGGGGAGCUCCGGCUACACCGGCGGACACACACUGGUGAGAGGCCUUACCACUGCUCCAUCUGUCUAAAGAGCUUUUCUCGUCACUGGCACUUGAAAACGCACUUGGAGGCAAUGCACUCUGAGGUUGUCGCAGGCUUUACGAGGAAGAAAUUUCCCUGUUCAGACUGUGAGAAAAGCUGUAACUCAGCUGCUGAAUUGAGGGAUCAUCAGAGGACUCACACUGGAGAAAGACCCUUCCAGUGCUCUUUCUGUGACAAACGCUUUGCCUUGUCCGGUACACUUGUAAGACACGAGCGUCUCCAUACUGGCAUCACGCCUUACCACUGCUCUGACUGCGGAAAGACAUUUGCACAGCAGUGGACCCUGACCACACACAUGCGGACUCACACGGGAGAGAAACCUUACAGCUGCACGCAGUGCGAUAAGUCUUUUGUUGCUCCUGGAGAGCUUCGGAGGCACACCAGGAUUCACACUGGGGAAAAGCCAUACACCUGCGCAGACUGUGGGAGGCACUUCUCAUUGGCAGGAACUCUCAGAAACCAUAAACGGUCAUGCACACAGAGCAAGAAGGAGUCGGAUACAGAGGUUGUGUCAGACUUAGUUCAGGCUGCAGCUGAAGAAUCUUCCCAGCGAGAUCUGGCCAGCAGCAUCAGCUCUGAGGUGUCUGUCAGUCAGACUGUGCCUUGUGCAACUGAGCCCACUUCCGCAGAGGGUUUUAAAAAAGCAGCUCAGUGUGAAAAUACCCCGGAAGGACCCAUCGGCCAGCCGGACGACACUGCUCCCACCCCACAUAUGAAUGUAAUCGUGAAAGAGGAGGAAGAAGAGGAACCAUUGUGCGUGGAAGAAACUCCAGAGCAGGUGUCUGUUGGUGAGGACUGUACCAUACCAGAAGAAACUGAAAAGCAGCGUCAGGAAAGCACCACAGAAAUUAGUAUUACAGUAAAGGAGGAAGAACAGCAACCUCUCAAUAUGUCUGGAAAAGAUCCCGAGCAUGUUGCAAACAGUGAAAAAGAAUGCCCUCCAGCACCGCCAGUGCGGGGAGAGUCAAAUAACAACAUACCAAAGAGCUCUUACUGCUGUGGCCUCUGUGGAAGAGACUGCCACAAGAUGUCUGCGCUUCAGAUCCACAUGCGAAUUCACUCUGGAGAGAAGCCGUACCGCUGCACCCUGUGCGGGAAACAGUUCACCCAGAAAGGGCAACUCAAAGGUCACUAUAAAGUUCACACAGGAGAGAAACCGUUUUCCUGUCCGGACUGUGGGAAGAGCUUCGCCCACUCGGGGGCCAUGAACAGACAUCGGCUCACGCACACAGGAGAGAGGCCCUACCACUGCUCCGUGUGCGACAGGAGCUUCAACCAGUCCGGCCGCUUGAGGGAACACGAGAAAAUCCACUUAGGUGAGAAGUUUGACUGUCCUGAGUGUGAAAAGAGUUUCACACGAGCUUCAAGCCUAAAGAAUCACUUCAGGCUCCACACAGGAGAGAGGCCUUAUGGCUGUGACAUCUGUGGGAGAGGCUUCAGCCGCUCACAAAGCCUCAGGCUCCACAGACGAAAACACGAGCAGAUUCAGACUGAGGAGGAGUCUGCGUUCAAUAUGAGGAAUGAUGACUUCUCACACAGCGAUGAUAACUCUCCAAUUAAUAUGUGCAUAACAGACAAGAAAGAUGGAUGAUGUAUUUAAAAGACAUGUACCUGUAGUAUUAUUAAGACUUCAGACAGUAAAACAGGAACAAGGUGAUGUGGAAAUAAGGGACUACCUCUGUGAUUAGAACUUUAUUCAUACUUUUGUGUGGUUUUUCACACUAGGGAUGUGCAGCACUAGUCAGGCAGGCGACUACAUGUUGCUUUCCUCACUAGUCAUCGCAAGAAAUGUUAGCGCUAUAAGCAAAAUAUUCAUAUUUCUUAAUGUAUAAUGCCAGUAAACUGUUCUAAGGUGUUAUGUAGGAGUGUAGCCCCAGCAGCACGCCUCUCUUUCUUUCUGUGACAAGAACCUGAAAGCAAGCAAUGUGAAAAACAAGCAGACGACAGAUGCACUAACCAGUGCGGUAUGGAAGUAUUUUGAUCUUUUAAAAAAGUGAACAGCUGCAUGUAGGCCAUGGCAGAAACUGCUACUGGAGCGGUGCAUGAACACAGUCUGCACAGACGUGUGGACGUUUACCUGCACGGACAGAAACGUUAGCCACACCUGGUAAACUAACCUUGUACACUAACGUUGUGUGGGCAGUGCUAGACACGGCUCAGCACACAUUUCAGCUGCAUUAUAAUAUGGUUGAACAUUUAAAGAAUGUGAUUAGCUGUUUUAAAUGGGUCUCAAGUACACAAGCAGUAUAUGUGCGUCUACUAGACUGAAAUUUUACUGUCAUAACUUUUUUUCUCACAUUGGUUGACUGGUCCGAUUUUCUUUUCAUUAGUUUUUUUCCCGAAUUUACAUGAAAAUAAUACUAACUUUAAAAAAUGUAACUCCCUGAAGAGUGUAGACAGGCUUCUAAAUAGAUACACACCAAGUGAUGUUCAUUAACACCAACCAAACAUAUUUCUACUAAUUUAUGUAACAUCUUGGAAAGUGUUUAAAAUUCUACAUGUUGGAGGUCACUUUUACCUAACUCUGUCACUGAUUAUCUGUCCUGGAGCCACUGGAAUAGUCCACUCACACUUAUUAUUAUGAGUGACUGAUUUAAAAGUCUGUGAUUACACUUGUUUUUCAUGCAGUAUUUGUUAUCAGGCUAAUAGUGUAUGUGGAAAUUUGGUUGAAUAUUUUUGUACUAAGCGUUAUAGUGGCCCAUUAAGCAGUUUAAGAAUCAGGUUAAUCUGAACCUUCUUUCAGACAUUUAGCCAGAAAUGAAACAAAAUGUCAUAAAAUAAACAAUAAUGAAGCCAGUCUUCUGUAAGUGGCGAAUGCUUAUUAAGUCUUGUUUUCGAUUGUUACUUAUUAGCCAGAUAACAAUUCGGGUUCACCUGAUUUUGUCGUCUUUUAAAGGCCGAGUAACCGACAUGAUUAAAGGUACCAUCCUCUAAUUCUGUGAUGCUAAAGGCAAUAAUUUGAAGCCAUGUAGGUGGUUAAUUAUGCCAUGUGCUGCCUCUGUCUAAAUGUAUGGGACAUGUCAUGUUGAACAAUAAAAGUUCUAAACACUA
Neolamprologus brichardi is the source of this 3911-nucleotide messenger RNA. RefSeq lists its product as uncharacterized. Gene Ontology annotation, cellular component: nucleus. The record is from RefSeq and is a predicted model, not a curated record. Gene Ontology annotation, molecular function: DNA-binding transcription factor activity, RNA polymerase II-specific; RNA polymerase II cis-regulatory region sequence-specific DNA binding. NCBI's taxonomy places the organism in Eukaryota, Metazoa, Chordata, Actinopteri, Cichliformes, Cichlidae. Gene Ontology annotation, biological process: regulation of transcription by RNA polymerase II.